AUGAGAGUUAAACCAGAGUUACUAUUACGUACGAUGAAAAUUCUUGGCGAAAUAUCCGGAAUCUGGCCAAUUUUUGACUCGAAAUGGUUGAUAAGAAUUAUAAAGGAAUUAGUAUGGUUUGUGUCGAUAGUUAAUAUUGCAUUGAUAAUAAUUCCCAUGGUAUUACGUAUACACAAAGACAUAUACGAAGAUCAACCAUUGAAUGCACUUCAUUCUCUAAGUGCACUGCCAGUGUAUUCAGAAACGUUCGUCAAUCUUAUCAUAUGGAAGUAUAAUAAGAAUCAAAUUCAGGAAUUAUUAGUGGAAAUGUUUGAUUACGUAAAAUCAGUUAAAGGCAGAGACAAAAAUAUUUUAAGUAAAUCAAUUAACCAUCAUCUGCCUUUGUAUAUAUUUGUGGUGGUAUUUUGUACAAUAGCGUGUGUUUCUCAUCUAUGCGUUCCAAUUUUUACGCCUCUAAGACUAUUACCUUCUGUAGCUUAUUAUCCAUUUACCAUUGAACCAUAUACAGCCACAUAUUACUUAGUUUAUACCCAGCAAGCUAUAGCUAUCUUACAAGCUGCAUUACAUCACACUGUUGUUCCAACUAUAAUCGCAAUACUAUUGUCUUAUGUAACAGCAAAACUGAGAGUACUAUUACUAGCAUUGAAAAAUGUUGUCAAUGUUGAUGAGUUCAAUAAUUGGAUACAACAGCAUCGAUAUUGUAUACAGUAA
Microplitis mediator is the source of this 711-nucleotide messenger RNA. RefSeq lists its product as uncharacterized. Gene Ontology annotation, molecular function: odorant binding; olfactory receptor activity. The transcript has 2 exons. The record is from RefSeq and is a predicted model, not a curated record. Gene Ontology annotation, cellular component: plasma membrane. Gene Ontology annotation, biological process: sensory perception of smell; detection of chemical stimulus involved in sensory perception of smell. Bases 1 to 711 code for a protein of 236 amino acids. NCBI's taxonomy places the organism in Eukaryota, Metazoa, Arthropoda, Insecta, Hymenoptera, Braconidae.